This is a messenger RNA of Cordyceps fumosorosea ARSEF 2679, 1026 nucleotides long. RefSeq names its product eukaryotic translation initiation factor 2 beta subunit. Gene Ontology annotation, cellular component: eukaryotic translation initiation factor 2 complex. Gene Ontology annotation, molecular function: translation initiation factor binding; mRNA binding; translation initiation factor activity. The coding region runs from base 1 to 1026 and encodes 341 amino acids. The transcript is spliced from 3 exons. Lineage: Eukaryota; Fungi; Ascomycota; Sordariomycetes; Hypocreales; Cordycipitaceae. Gene Ontology annotation, biological process: formation of cytoplasmic translation initiation complex; formation of translation preinitiation complex; translational initiation. The record is from RefSeq and is a predicted model, not a curated record.
AUGGCAAGCGAGGAUCACCCCCCCUCCCCCGCCGAGCGCAAACCUCGCAAGUCAGUCGCCUUCACCGACGAGCAGCUAAUCGUCGACGCCGACGGAUCCGUCAAGAUGGUAACCGCCGCCGAAGAGGCCCCCAAGGACUCGGCUCAGUCCCACGCCGCCCGUACGCCGCCUCUCUCUGCCGCCCUUGGAGCCUUUCGUACUGAUCCUGCCGAUGAAGCUGCCACCACCGACCCCGCCGCCGCCGACGACACUGGUCUCGACCUCUCCCUUCUCAAGAAAAAGAAGAAGAAGUCGUCCAAGCCCAAGGACGAAGACGGUGCCGAUGAAGCCGCCGGCGACGACGGCGGCCUGGACCUCUCCAUGAAGAAGAAGAAGAAGAAGAAGGCCAAGGACGCCGCCGAGGACGACGACUUCGCCGCCAAGCUCAAGGAGCUCGAGGUCAAGGAGGAGGAAGAGGGCACCGCUGGCGACGCCGCUGACGGCGACGCGGCCACCGCCGGCGACAUGGAGGCCGGCACCGGCAUCUGGGCGCACGACGAGACCCGCAGCAUCAACUACCCUAUGCUGCUCAGCCGCUUCUUCACCCUGCUGCAGCAGAAGAACCCGGACCACGCGCUCAGCGGCACCAAGACUUACAAGAUCCCCCCUCCCCAGUGCAUGCGCGAAGGCAACCGUAAAACCGUCUUCGCCAACAUUGCCGAGAUUUGCCGCCGCAUGAAGCGUUCCGAGGAGCACCUGACGUCGUACCUGUUCGCUGAACUGGGUACGAUUGGUUCCGUCGACGGCAGCCGCCGCCUCGUCAUCAAGGGUCGCUGGACCCCGGCCCAGCUCGAGACUGUCCUGCGAAAAUACAUCAUCGAAUACGUAACCUGCAAGACCUGCAAGUCCCCCGACACGGAGCUCAACAAGGGUGAGAACCGCUUGUACUUUGUCACCUGCAACAACUGCGGCUCCCGCCGCUCCGUCACCGCCAUCAAGACUGGUUUCUCCGCCCAGGUCGGCAAGAGAAAGAAGAUGCAGGGUUAA